Funneliformis mosseae is the source of this 270-nucleotide messenger RNA. NCBI's taxonomy places the organism in Eukaryota, Fungi, Glomeromycota, Glomeromycetes, Glomerales, Glomeraceae. The record is from the annotation of a GenBank genome assembly.
AUGUUUAUGGCUAUGCUCCUCUGCCUCUUACCUGAUAUUCAAGAACUGUCAAAUAUCGAAAAUUCAAGCAUAUACCCAUUCAUUCCUGCCAGGUUCGUAAUUGGAAUCGUGGACAAUCCUACGCAUUCAGGAAAUAUGUUAAUAAAUAUCUUAUUUUCAUUAGUAUCUGAGCAAGAAACGAAGUUUACGGUCAUAACAAAUAAAGAAAUUGAAUCAUCGUCAUUACAUUACAUCAUUGUCGAUGAUUUAAUAUUCUUGUCAAUACAAUGA